AUGAUUUGUUUUAAAUAUAUUAUCCCCUACCCAAGUGAUCAACUAACAUAUUUUCCAAUAAUUUUCAGUUUGCCAGAACGUAGUGCCGGUUUAGGUGCCUCAGUCCACAAUCAAUUCAAAACUCCCCACCAUCCUAGCGGUUCAGAAACAAAUGCUUUAAAUCAACAACUAAUAUCUCCAAAUUGUACAAAAGUUGCAAACCAAUUCGCCUCAAAGUGGACAGCUGGUUUUAGACACAUUUAUGUUCACUCGGCUGCGCGUAUUUUGCAAGUUGAAUUUGUUGGGGCUCCUCCACAAUUUUGUUUUGAACAAUAUGAGGUCAGACUUUUGGACGAAACUGGUCAAGAACUACUCUACUUUGGUGUUGUACCAGUUGAAGAAAUGCAAAAGAGUGGAAGCCUAAUUUUUGGAACUUAUAAUUUUACUAAUUUAGAGUAUGAUAAAAAUUACAUUCCUUCUGUAAUUCCUGUAGAGAGGGCAGCAGAUGGUCGUUGUUUAUGUCCAGUUUCCGGAAAGCCUUAUGAUGCGACUGCUGUAUGUUCUUGUGUAGCAGCUGAUUGGCACUCUGUUAGAAUGACUCGUCCUGAUGUCCUCAAACUCUGUCCUGGCUGUCCUUCUCAAAACGACACCCUUGCUUUAUUAUCACCUCCAGUCAGCUACGAAAAUUCUUUGCGAGAUCAAGGGAGUAAUUCGACAUUAUGGAUUCUUUUGUUGGUUUUUAAUUGUUUAUUUUUGCUACUAAUUUUCCUUCUAAUUGCCGCCUACCUCCGUUGUCGCAUUUUUGGCUCCGCCCCCUACAAGAACCAGUUCAGGCGUAUCCGGUUUAUACCCACAACAAAUACACAACAACAAAAUCAUUGUUUACCCCAAAUAUCCAAAAGUUCUCCACCAACCUCUCUCGCUGUUUGUACCAACUUGGCACUCGGGACAGUCUCUACUAGCUGUAACUCGUCCUUAGCGGUGCCGUUAAUUUCUAGUGAAUCCGAAGAAAGUGAUGAACAAAAGAAGGGAGAAUGGACAAAUCUAACAUUAUUAAUUAUUUAUUCUCAUGAUUGUAAAUUGCAUGAACAAGCAGUGUUGGCAUUAGCAGAGUUUUUGAGAGAUCGUUUUGGUAUUAAUGUAAAGUUAGACCGUUGGGAAACAACUCAAAUUGAUUCUAACCUAACCGAUUGGCUGUCAUCUUCAGUAAUUUCUGCAGACAAAGUUUUAAUCAUCAAUUCUGAAGGCGCUUGGGAGCGUUACUUGGCUAAAAUAAAUUCUCAUAGUCAUUGGGUUUUGGAACGUAAUGAUAAAGGUCUACUUGACCAUCUCUUUUUAGCUCAUAUUGACCUGGCUCUUCAGCAUCAUUCAAUCGUUUCUACUCGUUUUGCUUUUUCAAAGGCAGAAAAAACUUUACCGUUGCUUCAGGGACGUCUGCAAUAUAUUCUUCCUGAUAAUAUUAGUCCUCUUAUUUCUGCACUUUUUGGACAGAAUUUGCGACAGGAUGAACGACUCAAUUCUUCUUCAUUAUCAGAAUAUUCACAAUUUGUUAAAUUGAAAGAAUGUGUUAAAGAAAUGAGUGAAUUUAUUAAACAAAAGCCUAAUUGGUUUGCUUUGAGUCACUCAAAGAUAACAACGAUUGUUGAUGAAAGAGAAGAAAAAGGUGAAGAAAAAGGAAGAAAAGUGGAAGAAAAGAAAGAAGAAAAAAUAAAAAUUGAAGAUAAAAUUAAAAUUGAAGAAAAUUCAGAAAUGUCAGAGGAAGAAGAGAUAUCCUCUGAAAAACGAAAAGAUACUAUUGGAGAAAGUAGUGGAAGCAGUACGGCUAAACUUGAUAGUGGAAUAUUUGAUUGGACUGGUAAUGAAGAGGAAAUGGCUAGCAAUAAUAAAGUUAUGAGUGGUGAAAUACAAAAGCAAACAAAUAAUUGGUAUAGUAUUUGUUAA
This is a messenger RNA of Meloidogyne enterolobii, 1920 nucleotides long. Lineage: Eukaryota; Metazoa; Nematoda; Chromadorea; Rhabditida; Meloidogynidae. The record is from the annotation of a GenBank genome assembly.